GACCCGAAACAACACAACUUUCACUAUUUUUAACGACGUAUUCGCUUUCUUGUUAUUUCGAAGCUAUUUCGCUAUCACGUUUGGUCUCUUAACUUCUGCCACUUUUUUUGAAAACAGGUUUUACAGUCAGCUGGUGAUCAAUUAAAAGAUGGAAGCUUCUUCAGGGAAAAAAGUUGGGGAGAAUCCUCAAAAUGAAAUAAGUCAUGGAGCUUCAACCAAAAGUGACUGUCAUCAGCUUCCACAACCAACUGUUGAUACGGGUAACAAUCAUGAUACAGAUAGUGACCAGGGGACAGAGUUGGCUGAAAAUUUUCCUGUCCAUCUGACAGUGAGCGACCUGGAGGUAGAAAUUAGUGCAGGCAGCUCUGAGGGUUCUGGAUGCCAGCCAGUCAAAGAAAUGCCCACUGGAGAUCCAAAAUCAGUUUCCCCCAGAGGAGCAGGGAAACAAGAUAGUUGGGUGCAACAAGUUGGAAAGCCUGCUGAACACAGUGAUUACCAUAUAUAUCACAGCUUACCUUUGGGCCAAGAUACAGCGCCAAACUUAUUAACUGAAGAUUUUAGGGAAGCAAAAGAGGUUUACUUUAAGAAAUUACAAGAGGAAAAUAAGGAUCUUAAAAAGGUCGUAGAGAAGAAAGCUGGUGAGGUGAAGGCUUUGCAAAAAGAGAUUGAGGAAAGCUCCACCCGAGAAUCAGAGAAGAAUGAGUUGAUCAAAAAACUGCAACAGAUGUAUCAGUGGAAGGAGGGUGAAUGCAAUAAAUUAAAGGAGGACCAAGAGAAUCAGGCCAGGCAGAUAGAGGCUCUUGAAAACAAAGUUCAGGACCUGGAGAAGGAAACUGGUCAGGUGGAGGAUUUGGAGAGUAAGAUUGAGUCUCUUGAGAAGCAAUGUGAACAAUUUAAAACAGACAACGGCAACUUACAUCAAAAUGCUAUGUUUCUUGUCAAGGAAUUAAGAGAAAAGACGGAAGAACUUGACAUUGUUUCCCAGUACAAACAGGAAAUUCAGAAUUUGGAGCAAUUUAGAGAUGAAGUCCUUCAUAGCCUUCAAGAUGCACGGACAGAACGUGAAACGUUUGAGCAACUUUUAGAGGAAAGUGCUGCCAGAGAAGACGAGAAUAAUGAGUUGAUAAGAAAACUAGUACAGAUGAUCCAGUGGAAGGAGGCUGAAUGUAAGAAAUUAAAAGAGGACAUUCAAGAACAAGAUCAGGAAACUCUAAAGGGUGGUGAGGUAAUAAACUUUGUCACGGAUAAGCUGAAUAAAUGUCGAGAAGAAUACCAAAAAAGGGUACAGGAAGAAGCAACGCAAGCAUUUCUGAAAGCUAAGACCAAUACAACGAAGAAAAUGGAACAUAUGUUGGCGAAAGAAAAGCAGAGAGUGAAAACUUUGAAACGUUCCAUCGCAGAGGAAAAAAUCAAGAGAGAAAGAUUGAGUAAAAGGAAUAAAGAUCUGUGCAAGAGAAAUCGUCAGAUGUGGGCUCGUGUCAAUAACUUGGGUGUAAAGGCUGUGAGAAACUUUCCAACUGCCGGUACAUCCAGAUGUUUGGAGGCAAGAGAUGAUGAACAGUCAUGGAGCACUAGAAAUCGUCAGCUGUGGGCUCGUGUCAAUAAUUUGAGUGCAAAGAAGGAGAGAAACUGUACGUUUGCUGGUACAUCCAGUUGUGGUGAGGCAAGUGGUGACGAGCAGUCAUGGAGCACUGUCUCAGAUGAAGAGGAAACUGUUGAAAGCCCGCCUGAGAGACGACCAUCUGGUACUUAGAGAACAACAGCUUCUAUUUUGUUCUCCUUUAUUGUUAAGCUACAACAACUGCGGAAUUAGUAAACCUUCUUAACUAGAACCUCCCUCAAUUACGCGUCCUCCUCCUUUUUAGUAGAAAUUGUGAAUUAGCUCCCGGACGCUCAUCCGCGGAAGUGCAGUGUAUAUGUUUGUUUGUUUGUUUUUUUUUAAUUCCUUGGAAAUUGAAAAAUAAGAAGUAUAUUCGUAUCGUAGAUUGGUUUAGUAAUACCUGAAAGGUAUCGUUGAAUAUGUGAAUGAUAAUAGAGACUUUCAGCGUGAAGAAUUAAUCAAUUACGUUUGAAAAGAGUUUACCCUUCGUCAUAUUUGCUAGAGUUUUUAUUUAGGAUAAUAAUUAAUUACGAUUUAAUAAGGAUUGUCCUGGCUGGACGUUAAAAAUGCUGAUUGUUUCUUGGUGCUGAUAGAGUUUAAGGCGUAAAAAUUAACUGUUUUGUGACUGUAGUUAUUUUUAAUUAAUGGUAUCAUAAGUGAGUUAUAGAUAAUAGCUGUAUUAUAAAUAUCUAGGAAUUUCUAUGCUGACGUGCAUGCUAUGGAACUUUCUGGAUCGUAAUUAUGAUGUAAUGCUACCAAAAUAGUCAUGUUGUAAGCUUCCGGGAUUCUCUAGAAUGCUUUGUAAUUGUACAUAAGGACUUAGUCGCGUAGUAUGAGUUGUUGUUGUUGUUAUGAAAUAUUUGUAAAGCUUUACCGAGAGAGAGUUAGAGUGGAAUAUUGUUCAUUCCAAGGAACUUUGGAGAAAACUGUAAGUUUGUCAGUAGUAAAGUUAAUAGGAAAAUAUGUAGUGUUCUUUCUGUAGCGUAGAUUAUAGCGUGACAUGAGAUAUAAAAAUAUAUGCUGGUAGACGGCUUUUCUUGUCAAACUUCA
This is a messenger RNA of Pocillopora verrucosa, 2650 nucleotides long. Lineage: Eukaryota; Metazoa; Cnidaria; Anthozoa; Scleractinia; Pocilloporidae. The record is from RefSeq and is a predicted model, not a curated record.